Molecule: messenger RNA, 1218 nt
Organism: Pyrenophora tritici-repentis Pt-1C-BFP
Lineage: Eukaryota; Fungi; Ascomycota; Dothideomycetes; Pleosporales; Pleosporaceae
Source: RefSeq, a predicted model, not a curated record
AUGAGCUCGAGCAGCCCAACUCCCGUCAAGACUACUUCCACUCCUGUCAAGGGUACUUCCACCUACUCAGUUCCUCAGGAGACUACUACUCCUUGCGAGGAGGAGUCCACCUCGACGCACCCCGCGGUUCCUGUGACCACGAGCAGCCCAACUCCCGUCAAGGGCACUUCCACUUACUCAGUUCCUCAGGAGACCACUACUCCCUGCGAGGAGGAGUCCACCUCGACGCACCCCGCGGUUCCUGUGACCACGAGCAGCCCAACUCCCGUCAAGGGCACUUCCACUUACUCAGUUCCUCAGGAGACCACUACUCCCUGCGAGGAGGAGUCCACCUCGACGCACCCCGCGGUUCCUGUGACCACGAGCAGCCCAACUCCCGUCAAGGGCACUUCCACUUACUCAGUUCCUCAGGAGACCACUACUCCCUGCGAGGAGGAGACUACCUCGACUCACCCCGUGGUCCCCAUGAAGAUGACGUCUUUCCACCCAGCUCCCCCAGCUGAGACUACCACUCCUUGCGAGGAGGAGACUACCUCUACUCCUCACCCCGUGGUUCCCAUGACGACUCAGUCUCACCCAGCUCCCCCGGCUGAGACUACCACUCCUUGCGAGGAGGAGUCCACCUCGACUCCUCACCCCGUGGUCCCCAUGAAGAUGACGUCUUCCCACCCAGCUCCCCCAGCUGAGACUACCACCCCUUGCGAGGAAGAGUCCACCUCUACUCCCCACCCCGUGGUUCCCAUGACGACUCAGUCUCACCCAGCUCCCCCGGCUGAGACUACCACUCCUUGCGAGGAGGAGUCCACCUCGACUCCUCACCCCGUGGUCCCCAUGAAGAUGACGUCCUCUUACCCAGCUCCCCCGGCCGAGACCACCCCUUGCGAGGAGGAGACUACCUCAACUCCCCACCCCGUGGUCCCAGUGACGACAUAUGCUCCUCCCCCUCCCUAUGUGGAAACCCCUCCUGCUCCUGGCAAGCCCGCCUCGUCGGCCCCGCCAUCUUAUCCUCCUGCUGGAACUCCCCCUGCUCCUGGCAAGCCCGCCUCAUCGGCCCCACCAUCUUACCCUCCUGCUGGAACUCCUCCUGCCCCUGGCAAGCCCACUACCACUGCUACACCUUACAUCCCUGAAGCGAGCGCAUUUAUUGAUAUACGAUUUGUUCCAUUCGCGCAGCGAGCCAAAGGCCGAGUGCAGAGCGGCGGCAUUGGUGACAUGUGA